Molecule: messenger RNA, 1201 nt
Organism: Durio zibethinus
Lineage: Eukaryota; Viridiplantae; Streptophyta; Magnoliopsida; Malvales; Malvaceae
Product: Pollen Ole e 1 allergen and extensin family protein
Source: RefSeq, a predicted model, not a curated record
GAUAAAGCAUUUUCAGCUCCUUGCUUCACUGUUGGUCCUAACACCAACGACUCACGGGCUUAUUAUUUGGUACUGAUCAUAUUUCUUCUUAUGCUAUAGUAAUAAAAUGCUUCUCGUGCUCUACUUGCACUAGAGAAGCCCUAGUGGAAGCUUCUUUUCACUUCUCUCAUGUUUGCUAGCUGCCAUGGAUCCAAUCAUUCGCCUUCUUGUUCUAACAUCCUCUUUUACGCAUCUACUUUCCGCAAUAGCUCAACCAGCAAGUCCCAUCUCUCGGAUCACAGUAGUGGGUGUUGUUUUCUGCGAUAUCUGUUCAACCAACGCUUUCUCUAGACGCAGCUACUUCUUGCCAGGUGUGGAAGUCAACAUUCAAUGCAAGUUUAAAGCAAAAUCACCUAAAACUACAGAGCAAAUGACGGUGUCAGUCAACAGAAGUACUGAUAAGUAUGGAGUAUACAAGCUAGAAAUCCCGCACGUUGAUGGGGUUGACUGUGUGGAAGGUUUGGCUAUUGAGUCAUUAUGCCAGGCAAGUUUAAUAGGGAGCAAAUCUGCAGCAUGCAAUGUACCAGGUUUGAAGACUUCGACAAAUCAGAUAUCUGUCAAGUCAAAACAAGAUAAUCUCUGCAUCUACAGCUUGAAUGCACUGAGUUACAGGCCAUCCAAGAGAAAUGCCACCUUAUGUAGAAAUCACAAAGGGCUGCCGCCGACUUCUUCUUUUAACUCUUCAAAAUGCAUUUUUCCUUUCCCAAGAUUUGGAUUCCCUUGGCCUUUUCCAUCAAUGCCUUUACCGCCGCUUCCAUCACUCCCAUUCCCUCCCCUGCCGCCUUUGCCAUCUUGGCCCUUUCCCCGCUUGCCGUAUCCGAAUCCACCAUCUUUGCCUUUCCCUUUUCCUCCAACCCCAUCUCUUAUUACCCCACCCCCUCCUCCACCUGCAUUUAAUCUAGGAGAUCCAAGAACUUGGUUUCCUAAUUUCCCUACACUAUCUCCUCCUCCCCCACCUGCCUUUAAUCUGGGAAACCCCAAAACCUGGAUUCCGUACAUUCCCCCUUCCCCUCCGAGCAUCCCCCAGAACCAAACACCAUAAAAAGAUGAUCUAAAUUCAAUUAAACUCCAAAAUAAUUAUGUUUGAUACUGUGUGUUAUUAUUCAUGAUUUCAAACCUUUCAUAUAAUUGGUAUAGAAAAGUAGAAUGUACGUGCUUAAUU